Saimiri boliviensis boliviensis (Bolivian squirrel monkey) is the source of this 1613-nucleotide messenger RNA. It is a transcript of the gene G6PC1, whose product is annotated as glucose-6-phosphatase catalytic subunit 1. NCBI's taxonomy places the organism in Eukaryota, Metazoa, Chordata, Mammalia, Primates, Cebidae. Gene Ontology annotation, cellular component: membrane. Gene Ontology annotation, molecular function: glucose-6-phosphatase activity. The record is from RefSeq and is a predicted model, not a curated record. Gene Ontology annotation, biological process: gluconeogenesis; glucose 6-phosphate metabolic process.
AGGGGCAAGGCACAGACUGAUAGCAGAACAAUCACCACCAAGCCUGGAAGAAGUGCAAGGGCUCUGCUGACGGCUUCCUAAGGUGCCAAAGAAAUGAGGAUGGAGGAAGGAAUGAAUGUUCUCCAUGACUUUGGGAUCCAGUCAACACGCUACCUCCAGGUGAAUUACCAAGACUCCCAGGACUGGUUCAUCUUGGUGUCUGUGAUCGCAGACCUCAGGAAUGCCUUCUACGUCCUCUUCCCCAUCUGGUUUCAUCUUCAAGAAGCUGUGGGCAUUAAACUCCUCUGGGUAGCUGUGAUUGGAGACUGGCUCAACCUCGUCUUUAAGUGGAUUCUCUUCGGUCAGCGUCCAUACUGGUGGGUUUUGGACAGUGACUACUACAGCAACACCUCCGUGCCUCUGAUAAAGCAGUUCCCGGUCACCUGUGAGACUGGACCAGGGAGUCCCUCUGGCCAUGCCAUGGGUACAGCAGGUGUAUACUACGUGAUGGUCACAUCUAUUCUCUCCAUCUUCCGGGGAAAGAAAAAGCCGACCUACAGAUUUCGGUGCCUGAACGUCAUUUUGUGGUUGGGAUUCUGGGCCGUGCAGCUGAACGUCUGUCUGUCACGAAUCUACCUUGCUGCUCAUUUUCCUCAUCAAGUUGUCGCCGGAGUCCUGUCAGGAAUUGCUGUUGCAGAAACCUUCAGCCACAUCCAUGGCAUCUAUAAUGCCAGCCUCAAGAAAUAUCUCCUCACCACCUUCUUCCUGUUGAGCUUCGCCAUCGGAUUUUAUCUGCUGCUCAAGGGGCUGGGUGUAGACCUCCUGUGGACUAUAGAGAAAGCCCAGAGGUGGUGUGAGCGGCCAGAAUGGAUCCACAUUGACACCACGCCCUUUGCCAGCCUCCUCAAGAACGUGGGCACGCUCUUUGGCCUGGGGCUGGCUCUCAACUCCAGCAUGUACAGGGAGAGCUGCAAGGGCAAACUCAGCAGGUGGUUCCCAUUCCGCCUCAGCUGCAUUGCAGCCUCGCUCGUCCUCCUGCACCUCUUUGACUCCUUGAAACCCCCCGCCCAAGUUGAGCUGGUCUUCUACAUCUUGUCCUUCUGCAAGAGUGCAGCAGUGCCCCUGGCAUCCGUCAGUGUCAUCCCCUACUGCCUCGCCCAGGUCCUGGGCCAGCCGCACAGGAAGUCUUUGUAAGGGAUGUGGAGUCGUCAGUAUCUAAAGUCAACAACUAUGCCAGGGAUUGAGGAGAACUAGUAUCUGAAGCAAUGGCUCCAGUGUUUGGAGCAAGUGACAUGCCAUCCAUUCUGCCAUUGUGGAAUUAAAUCACAGAUGGCAGAUUGGAGGGUCGCCUGGCUUAUUCCCAUGUGUGACUCCAGCCUCUUUCAGAUGGAAGUGCCAUAUCACAUACACCCUCCCACCACAUGCAAGUUUCCCGCCAGGGGUCCUCCCCUCUCUAGUUGAAUACUCUCAGAGGUGGGGAGCUCACUCCCACUGUAACAGCCCAUUUUAUCUUUGAAUGGUGUUCUGCCAGCCCAUGUUGAGGCCAGAGGUUCUGUCAGCUCAAGUGGCCCUCUCCCCCUUUUACAAUUCUAAUCAUAUUGGUGUUGAAAAGCUAAUGAAGCUAUUGAGAAAGA